AUGUCAGGCGUUGCCAGCUUCAAUGAUAUUUCAAGAUUUAUACCAGGCUUAACUAGAUAUCGCUAUAGCUUGGCCAACCUGCAUCGCUUACAGUAUGGUAGCGGGGCUCCCACAACGCACCACCCUUCGCCGAGGAUAAAGGUUGAUCUGAAGCAACUUGACCAUUUUUUAUCGUAUAUAACAAGUCCGCAUUUGGUGCAGGAUCUACCAUUUGGGCAGAAAACGUUGAAACUCUCUUCUGGCCACCUGGUUGAGAUACCAAACGUCAUAAGGACGAUGAUACCCCAAAGAAUAGCACGUCAGUACGCUCAGUACUGCCACGAAACUGGCUUUAAACCAUUCAGUGAGCGUACUAUGCUUCGUGUAUUGGAGGAAUGCAAGGCCUCGGUCCGAAAAUCUCUCCAAGGACUUGACUACGUGGCCGCAGACGGUGCGCGUGCCUUUGAAGACUUAGAGAAUUUAGUCCGCCGACUUGGAGAGCUCGGUCUCGGGAAAGAGUGGGAGUUGCAGUACGUGGAAUUGCUCAAGGGUUCAAAAUUAUACCUUAAAAGUGAUUUUAAGGUAAGGCUUAAUUAAAAAUAAUAAUACCGUAUUUUUUCGAAUAAGCGCCCAACCUCGAAAAAGCGCCCACCUCGAUUAGGUGCCCAGCCUCGAAAAAGUGCCCACCCCCUUUUCCUCCCACGCAAACUAAAAUAAGCGCCCACCACCACCCCACCACCUCCCUCCUCUAACCCCCCGAAAAAUAUUGAAUAAGUACUCAAGAGACUUCCCCGAAGGCGGAGUUUUCUUCAGAGUAUUUUACAGAAACCUUUUGUUACAUCUUCGCGUUUGGUACUACCAUUUAUUGUUUUGUUACAAAAUAAACAUACUACUUUUGCUGAAAAUGGUGAAAAUUUAAUAAGCGCCCAGCCUCGAAUAAGCGCCCACUCUCAAGGUCCAAAAAUUUAAUAAGCGCCCAGGGCGGUUGAUCGAAUAAAUACAGCAAUUGGAAAGAAUUUAAUCAUUCUUUACAAAGACUUUAAGUAUAAAAUUUAAAGAAUGAUUUUAAUUGUCACUAUUUGUUACAAUAAAUGCUGUGUGUUUUAAACAUCUUACAGGUCCACGUGUGUUCUUCAUCUGAGAUUGCGAGUCAUUGCAGUGUGUUUGCCUUAAGUGACUCCACCAGUCCUGAUCUGCAGCAGCAGUGUAGCCACAAACACGAAGAAUGCUGUGAGCAAUGUGAGAUCCUGCACUCAACUCUUCAGAACAUUUCCUCUGCAGUAGAAAGAGCAUCGUUUGCCACGCAAGAUGACAAAGAAGAGGCCCUGUUCUUAGUCAACGCUUCUGUGCUUGCCAUCCAGUCAUGGAAAUGUCAUCUGCUGAGGUCGGCUCACCAGGACCAGGCUCGUUUGGACGCUAUCGACGCUCUUGAUCAGGAGACAGUUUUUAUCGUCAACGACUGGGCGAUGAAGUUUCUUCCUCAUAGAUACCGUGAGUCCCAAACGGACUGGUUUGGCAAGCGUGGGUUAUCAUGGCACAUAUCGGUGGUGUACAGACGGAAGGAGGAGGAACUACAGUGGCAAGCCUUUAUCCACGCAGUUCAGUCCUGCAGCCAGGGGAGUUCAGCUGUGGCAUCCAUAAUGCAUCAUGUCUUGGAAACACUCAAGCACGAGCACCCUGAGACAAACAAAGCCUACUUCAGACAAGACAACGCAGGCUGUUACCACUCCACUCGCACGAUACUAGCUUGCAGAGAGAUGGCAGCAAGCACUGGAGUAAAAGUAGUCCGCGUAGAUUUUAGCGAUCCCCAAGGCGGAAAAGGGGCAGCAGACCGGCUGGCUGCAAGCUGUAAAAGACAUAUCAGAGCGUUUAUUGAUGAAGGCAAUGAUGUUUGCACUGCCGAUGAGCUUAAAGACGCAUUAUUAUCGCAUGGUGGAUUGAAAGGUGUAAGAGUUGUUUCCCUUGAUACGAUCAUCGAAACACCUGACAGUGGGCAAACUAUUACUGGCAUUACAAAACUGAACAAUUUUGAGUUUAGCUCUACAGAGUCUGUUACCUGUUGGCGUGCGUAUUGUGUUGGUCGCGGAAAAAUCAUCAAUCCAGGAUCUUCAUCAAGUAAGUAUGGGAAUUAAAACUAAAAGUGAGCUACUGAGAAUUAAUGGAUGAGUUGCCGCUAAAUUUAAGUUCUGUAUUAAAAUGCAAAAGUGUAAGACCCUUACUUUAUUGGAGAACCUUACCAUACAAUAAUUAUCUGCAAGUACAUGUAUCAGAUACCUUUGGAGUCCCACACAAUAUUCUUGGUUCUGAUAAAUGAAGAAAUGAUUGUCGCAGUUGUAAGAGCAAUUUAAAGAAUUACCAUUUUGUUCAAUUUUUUGGGUGGCUUAAACGGGAAAACCCAUAAGUUCUACGUACGUUAGCGCGGCAGCGAUCUACUAACCGAGCUAUGAAUACCCAUGUAUUGGGAACAUACGUUUAUUUCUGUCAUGUUUGCUUUAAAAACUUAUAAAUGAUUUGAAAAAGAAAUCAGAAAACAACUCUUUAUUGGUAUUAAUUUAUUUACCCAAGGUCCUCGAUACCAAGUACUUCAGAAAUCAUUCUCCGAAGGAGAUUUUACUUCCUUCCGAUGUAAAUCUGAAAAACAGGUUGGACAGACAGCUUCAACAUCAGCAACUGUGGCCGAGCCAUCUGGUGUCAUUUCGGAAGACAGUGACCUAUCCACAGGGGUUUAUUCCUGUCCUCAAGACGGCUGCGUUCGUGUGUUCCAAAGAGUGUCUGCUUUAGAGAAACAUCUAUCUGUAGAAAAAUGUUCCCGAUCCCCGGAUAAAUAUUCUCUAAUGGAUUUAGCGAAAAUGGGGUACAAGACCCAUUUGGAAGAAGGCGUUGGCAUAUUGCCCUCUCUUAAAGCCCCAGUUGCUCACCAGGAGGGUCACUUUGUAUCAAAUGAGGGAUGGGCCCUCAGAGCAGCAAAGAAGGCGUAUAGAUUCAGCGAAAAGCAAAAGUCUUACUUACGGGCGAAAUUCUCUAUCGGUCAAACAACGGGCCGUAAGCUUGACGCCGAGGUUGUGGCGAGGGAAAUGAGACGCGCCCGUGGAGCAGAUGGUGUGCGACUUUUCCAGUCCUCAGAAUUCCUAACCAGUUUGCAGAUUGCGUCCUUCUUCUCAAGGCAAAGCGCUAUACUACGGCAAAAGGACCCAGCAGAUGAAGCCGAUAUCCGGGCAUCUCAAGAGGAAGCUAACUUUAGUGCAGCGAAGGAGGUCGUUGAAACUAUUCAGCUCAACCAUCCUCUGGUAUACGAUCAGUACAACCUAUGUGAGAUGGCGCUCAGUGGUAACUUGAAAGUCCUCAAGCUACCGAUGCUUCAGCGCUUGUGCGAGGAUCUCGGCCUUGAUGCACCUGUCCCGCCUGUGCGCAAGAAGGCUCCAUACUUGGCAGUCUUAGAGGAAAUAGCCAAAAAGUGCACAUGCCGAAAGUAA
This is a messenger RNA of Porites lobata, 3452 nucleotides long. Lineage: Eukaryota; Metazoa; Cnidaria; Anthozoa; Scleractinia; Poritidae. The record is from the annotation of a GenBank genome assembly.